AUGGCCGGCUCGCGGACCAUGUUCGACGAGCUCCAUCCGAGUCUCGUCCAGGAUGAAACCGACACAAACACAUACACCCUCGGGCGGAUGGGCGACCACAAUGUUGUCCUCGUUUGCCUGCCUUCUGGCACUAUGGGGACUUCGCCGGCAGCUACAGCAGCUGCGAACAUGCUACGGACUUUUCCUAAGAUUCGCUUUGGGUUGAUGGUCGGCGUUGGCGGCGGCGCACCCGGUCCACCUGGCAACGAUCCUUGCGAAGACCUGCGGCUUGGAGAUGUCGUUGUCAGCAAUCCGGAUAGAGAGUGUGGUAUAUACUUCCUAAUUGUUUAA
Molecule: messenger RNA, 330 nt
Organism: Aspergillus calidoustus
Lineage: Eukaryota; Fungi; Ascomycota; Eurotiomycetes; Eurotiales; Aspergillaceae
Source: the annotation of a GenBank genome assembly